Esox lucius (northern pike) is the source of this 2003-nucleotide messenger RNA. It is a transcript of the gene htatsf1, whose product is annotated as HIV-1 Tat specific factor 1. NCBI's taxonomy places the organism in Eukaryota, Metazoa, Chordata, Actinopteri, Esociformes, Esocidae. Gene Ontology annotation, biological process: mRNA splicing, via spliceosome. Gene Ontology annotation, cellular component: U2-type spliceosomal complex; U2 snRNP. Bases 145 to 1650 code for a protein of 501 amino acids. The transcript is spliced from 10 exons. Gene Ontology annotation, molecular function: RNA binding. The record is from RefSeq and is a predicted model, not a curated record.
UGAAUUGGAAACGUAUAUCCAUGGCUUUGCUCUCAAUAACACCUCAUAAAAUAUUCUGUCAGGUUUUGUUUAAACAGGCUUGCUUGACAUGAUCGAAACAGCUCAUCCGUUGCAGCGCUCGAGAUAUACACGUAUUCAAUAAUCAUGAAUGGGCGAUAUAAGCAACAUAGGGACGUGCCAAAUAUCCCAAAUAGAACUUACCGAAUAUUUUUGUGCAACCGGAAUUGUUUAUGUGACACCGGAAGGGUAUCGUCAGUUAUCUUUGGCGGCGCCGGUGGAUGGUCAAAGAUGAGUGAUGAAACUGAUAAAAAUAAGGAGUUCCAUGAGCAGCUCCGGUUACAGCAGCUGUAUGGCCAGAGACAGGGCGACGGAGACGAUCCGUACACCUUCGUGGACCCAGAGGACGGGACCGUGUAUGACUGGGACCAUGACAAGAAAGCAUGGUUCCCUAAAAUAACGGAGGACUUCCUUGCUGCCUAUCAAGCCAACUACGGCUUCACAAAAGAUGGGGAGCAUGAUCCCAAUGCUGCAUGCGCAGCCGAAACAGACACACAGGGCAAGCCAGAGGGUAAGACAGCUGAGAAGAGUGCUGACAAGGAACAGGCGAAGGAGAGCAAAAAGGAAAAAGCCGAGAAGAGGAAGGCUGAAGCCGCAGCCUGGUUUGAUGUAGAAAUGGACAAGAAUACCAACGUCUAUGUGUCAGGUCUUCCACCUGACAUUACCACCGAAGAGUUUGUGGAGCUCAUGUCUAAGUGCGGCAUUGUCAUGAGAGACCCCGUCUCCGAGGAGUACAAAGUCAAACUCUACAAGGACGGCCAGGGGAACCAGAAAGGCGACGGUCUCUGCUGUUACUUAAAGAAGGAGUCUGUAGCCCUGGCGGAGCGGCUGAUUGACGAGACUGAUAUCAGGGGCUAUAAGCUCCACGUGGAGGCUGCCAAGUUCGAGCUCAAGGGCGAGUAUGACGUCACCAAGAAGAAGAAGAAGAGCAAGGACUACCGCAAGAGGAUGAAGGCGCAGCAGAAGCAGCUGGACUGGAGGCCAGAGAAGAAAGCGGGAGAAGAGGCCCGCAGGAGGCAUGAACGUGUGCUCAUCAUCCAGAACAUGUUCCACCCCAGUGACUUUGAGGAAGACCCCCUGGUGUUGAACGAGUAUCGGGAUGACCUCCGGACAGAAUGCGAGAAAUUCGGUCAGGUGAAGAAGGUCAUCAUUUUUGAUAGACACCCUGAUGGAGUGGCUUCUGUGGCCUUCAAAGAGCCGGAGGACGCUGACGUGUGUCAGAUAGCACUGAACGGACGCUGGUUUGGCGGCAAGAAGUUAUCAGCCCAGCUGUGGGAUGGAACAACCGACUACCAGGUUGAGGAGACGACGAGGGAACGAGAGGAGAGGCUGAAGGGCUGGGCGGCCUACCUGGAGGGGGGGAGUAAGGGCCCAGCACCGCCAGGGGCUCCGCCCGCAGGUACCGAGGGCUCCGAUAAAGCCACCCCUGAGUCGUCCAGCCAGGCAGCGGGAACUGAGGCAGAACCCUCUAACCCGGGGAGCCUGGAGGAAGGGCCCGCAUCGCUCACGGUGGUGGACACCAAGACACCAGAGGACGCCCAAGCGGACUCCACGGACAGCAGCCUGGCAGGAAGCGACGAGGAGGAUACGUAGGCAAACCUCAGCGUGCGUCUCCCUCCGUUCAGCUUGCUAGAGGACAGUCUUGCCUGCCGUUUGGUCCACGCCUCCUUGUUUGAUCGGUGAAACAUGACAGAGGAACAGAACUGUUGGGAAGUACUGUUGUUGCAUACUCUAACCCUAUGUAUUUUCUAUUCUUUCCCUUGACAAUUACCUGUUUCGUCAAUAAUUGUCCACAUCACGUGAAUGUUUUCUACUGAGAAUUUGUGUGUUGAAUAAAUGAUCUUGGUCUUGAUGUGAAUCAUCUGGAAUAAAACUAAGGGCCAAGCCUUGGACAGGUUUUAAACUGAUUGAGUACAUCUGUCUAUCAUUGUCUCAAAUACAGUGGU